UACUUAUUUGUUAUCGUGAGUUACUUAAUUGGCGUUUUCAUAUUUGCAACAAUUGUGGGCCAAGUUGGAAAUGUGAUAAAUAAUAAAAAUGCAAGUCGUCAAGAAUUUGAACGGUUACUGGAUGGUGCCAAAUUAUACAUGUCCACACACAAUGUUCCUCAUGAUUUACAAAAACGUGUACAAAGAUGGUAUGACUAUGUUUGGUCGAGAUUAAACGGUGCCGACAUUAAUUCGCUUGGGUUGUUACCUGAUAAAUUAAAAACAGAGUUAGCUAUCCAUGUUAACUUAGAAACACUUAAAAAGGUUACCAUUUUCCAAGAAUGUCAACCGGAAUUUCUGCAUGACCUAGUACUUAAGAUGAAAGCUUAUAUUUUUACCCCCGGCGAUCUCAUUUGUCGACGUGGAGAAGUGGCCCGGGAAAUGUUUAUUGUGGCUGAUGGACUUGUGGAAAUUAUAAGUGAAUCUGGAACGGUAUUGAAGCAAAUGGGAGCAGGUGACUUCUUUGGUGAGAUUGGAAUUUUGAAUUUGGAUGGUGGAAUCAACAGGCGGUCUGCUGAUGUUCGUUCUCUGGGGUAUUCAGAACUAUUUGUUUUGUCACGAGAAGACGUUCUUGGUGCCUUAAAAGACCACCCAGAUGCCGAGGUAUUGUUAUCUUGA
Lottia gigantea (owl limpet) is the source of this 657-nucleotide messenger RNA. RefSeq lists its product as hypothetical. The annotation marks the transcript as partial. The transcript is spliced from 7 exons. Lineage: Eukaryota; Metazoa; Mollusca; Gastropoda; Lottiidae. Gene Ontology annotation, molecular function: protein-containing complex binding. The record is from RefSeq and is a predicted model, not a curated record.